Molecule: messenger RNA, 748 nt
Organism: Oryctolagus cuniculus (rabbit)
Lineage: Eukaryota; Metazoa; Chordata; Mammalia; Lagomorpha; Leporidae
Source: RefSeq, a predicted model, not a curated record
AAAAAACCCUCCAUCCAAAGAAUAAAAUAUAAAGCCCACAAGAAAAUAAGUGCCAGGAAAUGAGUUUUGAAAUCUAAUCAAACAAAAAUUCUAAAUAAAGAAACUAAUAGUCUUUUUGCUUUUAGCAGUAAUCGAUAGAAAGAUCACAUGGCGUAGGAAUUGUUCUUGCCUUCUGAACCAAUGAAUAGAAAGUGGGAAGAAAAACUGAAGCAGAUUGAGGAGCGAGCAUCUCAUUACAAGAGGAAACCACUGUGCUCAGUGUAUAGACCAAGCCUGUCCAGGCCAGAGCAACCGCCCUCCAUUUGGAAGCUAUUUCGUCGUCAAACUGAAGCUUUUAAUUUCGUUAAAAGCUGUAAACAGGAUGUUCAUGUAUUUGCUUUGGAAUACAAAAUGGGAGACGGACAACGUAUUUAUCUUGUAACAACCUAUGCUCAGCUUUGGUUUUACUAUAAAUCCCGAAAAAAUCUCUUGCACUGCUAUGAAGUUAUUCCUGAAAGUGCUGUGUGCAAGCUUUAUUUUGAUUUGGAAUUUAACAAACCUGCCAAUCCAGGAGCUGACGGGAAAAAGAUGGUUGCAUUACUCAUUGAGCAUGUCUGUAGAGCGCUUCAGGACUUAUAUAGUGUAAGGUGCUCAGCUGAAGAUGUUUUCAACUUGGAUUCUAGCACUGAUGAAAAAUUUAGCCGCCAUCUGAUAUUUCAGCUCCAUGACGUGGCAUUUAAAGAUAACAUCCAUGUUGGUAAGUGCACUG